CGGGGAAAUGGGACCGUGAAAGUAUGGCGGAUGCCGAGGAGCCGGAGAAGAAAAGACGGCGAAUAGAGGACGUGACCGAGAAGUUAGUGACGAAUGCUAAAUAAAGGUCUCUGACUGGCAGCAGGUUUGCGUUGCACUCUGAGCAGCGACUGCUGGACCAGGAGACACGACCAAUAUAAUAUUAACUUAAUAACCCAGUUAGCGCUUUGCACCAUUCACCCGUUGACACGAUGUAUCCAUUCGCAGCAUCAAACAUAAUGCAAAGACCCCGCACCGCACCAGUCCUGCAUCCUCCAUGCGAGACAAAUCCGGAAUAACCAGCACAUUGCAGCUGUAAACGUGACCAAUUCCACACUAACGUGUCCUACUAAUCCUAAACACUCACACAAGUACACUCCAAUAAGUCAGUUAUGCAUUCUAAUAUGUAGGUUACUUCAUUCAUGAAUGACAUGUCGCACAAUGCAACGUACAAGGAACACAUAGAGUAACCAAUUCAAGCUGAACACAUACAGUUUAAUAGAUGGUGGCAUUCCAAAUGAGCAAUUUGAUGUUAUGACACACACAGUAUAUUGAUUUGUUAUAUUUAAGCUGCAAAAACAGCGUAGUGGAAAGGUAUUACUGUAAAGUAUUUAGUCCAUACUCUAUACCAGUCUGGUUGUUGCACUGCAUUCAGUUAGUCACAUCACUUAGUGCAACGGUUCCCAUCUUUUAUUUUUGUUGGCUAUGACCCAUCAACAAUAAGUCAUCUCUAUUGUGUGAAUGCAUGUAUAUGAUAUGUUAGAUGUUUAAAUGAAGAGGGAUUUCCCCCCCUCACACAGUUUAUUUUGAAAAUCUUUUAGAGGCCACAAGAAGGAAAAUAUUCCAGAAAAGUCCUAAAACUAAAAAGAAAUGUUGUAGAAUUAUUUCUGUUAUUGUUAUUUUUGGUUAUUGUAUUAUUUCCUACAUGGCUAAUCUUGUUGUGGCCCCUUAAAUCCAUCUCUCAUCCCCAUGUGACUAACAGGUUGGGAAUCACUAGCCGGAGACUUUUGACAACUAGGCUGCGUAAUCUCAAGAGAUUAGUAAAAAUUUUCACCUAAAUAAUAUUGUUCAAAUCCAGGUGAGGUUGACUCAUGAACAGUGUGUUUGCAGUUUGCUGGGUUAUCAUAAAUCAAUGCUCAAUAGCAGUUUAGUUGCUUUUUUUUCUCUUAUUUUCAUUAAGCCUCUUUCAUCUGUGUUUACAUAUUUAUUAAUCCCCAUCACUGUUAUCAACACAGCAAAUUUAUUUGUUGCAUCGCCUUCUUCACACAACUUUCAGGAAAUAAAAAAAGACAUAUGAUAUGGGCCUACAUGGCAUUAAUAGAGGGAGAAAGGUACUAGUUGAAGUCACGGUACUCGUUCAGUAUGUGAUGGUGCGUUUCGGUUCCAGAAUGGCUGUAGAUGGCGGACACAGGGACGGUGGUUGCGACUGGGACGGCCGGUGGAAUCAUGUGACCAAGUUUUUGGAGCGACCUGGCCCGUUCACCCACCCUGACUUUGAGCCAAGCACUGAGUCUCUACAGUUCCUGUUGGAGACGUGCACGGUUCUGGUCAUUGGAGCAGGAGGGCUCGGAUGUGAACUGCUCAAAGAUCUGGCCCUGUCUGGGUUUCGCCUCAUUCAUGUGGUUGACAUGGACACCAUUGAUUUGUCCAACCUCAACAGGCAGUUUCUUUUCAGGCCCAAAGAUGUUGGACGACCAAAGGCAGAAGUGGCCGCCGACUUCAUCAACAGUCGUAUCCCCGGAUGUAAAGUGGUCCCUCACUUCAAAAAGAUCCAAGACUUUGAUGAUUCUUUCUACCGGCAGUUCCACAUCAUCGUCUGCGGACUGGACUCCAUCAUCGCCCGGCGCUGGAUGAACGGGAUGCUGAUCUCCCUCCUGAGCUAUGAAGACGGAGUCCUGGACCCCAGCUCCAUCAUCCCGCUCAUUGACGGAGGAACGGAGGGCUUCAAAGGAAACGCCCGAGUCGUUCUCCCCGGCAUGACGGCGUGCAUCGACUGCACACUGGAGCUGUACCCGCCGCAGAUUAAUUUCCCCAUGUGCACCAUUGCGUCAAUGCCGAGGCUACCGGAACAUUGCAUUGAAUAUGCCAGAAUCUUACAGUGGCCAAAAGAUAAACCAUUUGGAGAGACCAGCUUAGAUGGAGACAAUCCAGAGCACAUCCAGUGGGUGUUUGAAAGAGCCCAAGAAAGAGCUGCACAGUUUAACAUAACAGGAGUGACAUACCGACUCACUCAAGGAGUUGUGAAGAGGAUCAUUCCUGCUGUGGCAUCAACCAAUGCUGUUAUUGCUGCUGCCUGUGCCACUGAAGUUUUUAAAAUUGCAACAAGUGCGUAUAUUCCUUUAAACAAUUACCUGGUGUUUAAUGACGUGGAUGGACUGUAUACCUACACUUUUGAAGCCGAACGAAAGGAAAAUUGUUCAGCUUGCAGCCAGGUGCCUCAGGAUCUCCAAUUCCCUUCUUCUGCCAAAUUACAGGAUGUGUUAGAGUACCUCACGGAGAACGCCUCUCUACAAAUGAAAUCCCCGGCUAUCACCACAACUCUGGAAGGGAAGAAUAAGACGCUGUAUUUGCAGUCUGUUAAGUCCAUCGAGGAACGAACAAGGCCAAACCUCUGCAAGACUUUGAAAGAGCUGGGCUUGUCGGAUGGACAGGAACUGGCCGUGGCCGACGUCACCACGCCUCAGACGGUUCUCUUCAAGCUCAAUUUCACCACCUGAGCUUUCAUUGCGAAACCGAGGUCGGCUUCAAUCUGAAUGCAAACGGCUGUUACGGAGAUGUUGCAUUCGCCCUCUUGAUAUGAUGAUGUAAAUAAGAUGAGUGAGGUCUCGCUUUAUUGGACUGGUUGAAAUAGGAAUAUGAAAUCCUUUAACCAAAUUUUUUUUUUAAAUUAUUAGUAAUGGUUACUUCUUGUAUUUGUCUCUGUUUGGACUUCUAAUGUAGCUAUAUAUCCAAUGUCAAUCAAAUAAGAAUAUGAUGUGCACUAUGCUCUAAUAAAGUUUUAUUAUGGUUGAAGAAAAAAAAUCUCUUUUUAAAAGAUUUCUUUUGUCUCCAUUUUGAGGCAACUGGGC
This is a messenger RNA of Cyclopterus lumpus (lumpfish), 3086 nucleotides long. Its product is annotated as NEDD8-activating enzyme E1 catalytic subunit-like. Lineage: Eukaryota; Metazoa; Chordata; Actinopteri; Perciformes; Cyclopteridae. Gene Ontology annotation, cellular component: cytoplasm; nucleus. The coding region runs from base 1317 to 2735 and encodes 472 amino acids. Gene Ontology annotation, molecular function: NEDD8 activating enzyme activity. The record is from RefSeq and is a predicted model, not a curated record. Gene Ontology annotation, biological process: protein neddylation. The transcript has 17 exons.